GAAGCCUCAGCCCGUUCAGGAUCUGCAAGCAGCGGUUUCCACGAUGGUUUGUGCAGUGCUCAGCAGAGUUGCCCGUGCACACAUCUGUCUGGUGAUGAGGGCCAGUCAUGUCUGCAGAGGCCACCAGCAUCGGGCGUGGGGAUCGAGGUCGGCUACAUCAGAUUUUGCUGCUCCUGGAGCUCCAGGCAGUGUUCUAGAGCUGCUGGGCAAAUCCUAUCCUCAGGACCACCACAGCAACCUCAGCCAGAAGGUCCUGUCCAAAGUUGGCAGGAAUCUGUACAACCAGCAGCACCACCCUCUGUGGCUGAUCAAAGAGAGGGUGAAGCAGCACUUCUACAAGCAGUAUGUGGGCCGCUUUGGGACCCCGCUGUUCUCGGUCUAUGACGACCUUUCUCCUGUGGUCACGACCUGGCAGAACUUUGAUAGCCUGCUCAUCCCAGCUGACCACCCCAGCAGGAAGAAGGGGGACAACUACUACCUGAACCAGACCCACAUGCUGAGAGCACACACGUCGGCGCACCAGUGGGACUUGCUGCACGCGGGGCUGGACGCCUUCCUGGUGGUGGGGGACGUCUACCGGCGUGACCAGAUCGACUCCCAGCACUACCCUGUGUUCCACCAGCUGGAGGGUGUCCGGCUCUUCUCCAGGCAUGAGUUAUUUGCUGGCAUAAAAGAUGGAGAAAGCUUGCAGGUCUUUGAACACGGUUCUCGCUCUGCACAUAAACAAGAGACUCACAGCAUGGAGGCCAUGAAGCUCAUAGAAUUUGACCUUAAGCAAACACUCACCAGACUUGUGGCACAUCUUUUUGGAGAUGGGCUGGAGAUUCGAUGGGUGGACUGCUACUUUCCUUUCACUCAUCCUUCCUUCGAGAUGGAGAUCCACUUCCAAGGAGAAUGGCUGGAAGUUCUUGGCUGUGGAGUCAUGGAACAGCAGCUGGUCAAUUCAGCUGGAGCCCAAGAUCGCAUCGGCUGGGCUUUUGGCCUUGGGUUAGAAAGGCUGGCCAUGAUCCUCUACGACAUCCCUGACAUCCGCCUCUUCUGGAGUGAGGACGAGCGCUUCCUGAAACAGUUCCGACUGUCAGACAUCAAUCAGAAGGUGAAGUUUCAGGACACACAGGACCAGCCACUGUUACCGCAUCACCUACCGCCACAUGGAGCGGACGCUCUCCCAGAGGGAGGUCGGACACAUCCACCAGGACAUCCAGGCCGCAGUGGUGCAGCAGCUGGGAGUGGAGGGCCGCUUUUGACGUCACCAUGCAGCCCCGGGGCUGCAGAAAGAAGAAAAGAUGCUCUUCGUGAGCUGCAGCGUCAGGCGUCUUCUGCUCAAUGGGGACUUGAGAAGAUAAGGGUCACUCCCGAGGGAGUGUCUACAUGCAUUCGCCUUUGAUUUGGGGACAGGGAAGAGAACAGGACAAGUGCUCCCUUUCUUCCCUUCUAGACACGCUUUACCCUUAGCUCUUAGCGUGGUUAAUUGGUCCCUGGGAUCCAUUAAGCACCAGCAUGAUUUUGUGCCUGACAGGUUCUUCCCCUCGGGUAAGGACACAGCUCAUGGUGGCCAAGGUGCUCGCUGUUUCAUGAUUCCCGGGUGCUGUGUUUACAGAGAUGCAGGGUUCAUGGCAGCCCUGGCAGAGCAGGUCUACCAGCACCCUUUCCUCAGCAGCUCAGAUGAUCAUUAGCAUCUUUUGGCAAUAAAGUGUUUUUUAACUGC
Molecule: messenger RNA, 1708 nt
Organism: Fukomys damarensis (Damara mole-rat)
Lineage: Eukaryota; Metazoa; Chordata; Mammalia; Rodentia; Bathyergidae
Gene: Fars2
Product: phenylalanyl-tRNA synthetase 2, mitochondrial
Exons: 6
Coding region: 44-1387 (447 amino acids)
Biological process (GO): phenylalanyl-tRNA aminoacylation
Cellular component (GO): cytoplasm; mitochondrion
Molecular function (GO): ATP binding; phenylalanine-tRNA ligase activity; tRNA binding
Source: RefSeq, a predicted model, not a curated record